AUGUCUCGGAUGCUGUCGGAGACGCGGGCCGCCUCGGGCGUCCCUGCCCGGCCGGCCACGGUGCUGGGCGCCAUGGAGAUGGGGCGCCGCAUGGACGCGCCCGCCAGCGCCGAGGCCGUGCGCGCCUUCUUGGAGCGCGGCCACACGGAGGUGGACACGGCCUUCGCGUACGGCGACGGCCAGUCUGAGAGCAUUUUGGGAGGCCUGGGCCUCCGGCUGGGCGCCAGCGGCUGCAAAGUAAAAAUUGCUACCAAGGCCAAUCCAUUUUUUGGGAAGUCACUGAAGCCUGACAGUCUCCGGUCCCAGCUGGAGACGUCACUGAAACGGUUGCAGUGCACCCAGGUGGACCUCUUCUACCUACAUUUGCCUGACCACAGCACCCCUGUGGAAGAGACUCUGCGUGCCUGCCACCAGCUGCACCAGGAGGGCAAGUUUGUGGAGCUUGGCCUCUCCAAUUAUGCUGCCUGGGAGGUGGCUGAAAUCUGUACCCUCUGCAAGGCCCAUGGCUGGAUCCUGCCGACAGUGUACCAGGGCAUGUACAACGCCACCACCCGGCAGGUGGAAACAGAACUGUUCCCCUGCCUCAGGCAUUUUGGAUUGAGGUUCUAUGCCUACAACCCUUUGGCUGGUGGCCUACUGACUGGCAAGUACAAGUACGAGGACAAGGACGAGAAACAGCCCGUGGGCCGCUUCUUUGGGAAUAAGUGGGCUGAGGUCUACAGGGAUCGCUUCUGGAAGGAGAACCACUUCAAGGCCAUUGCCCUGGUAGAGAAGGCCCUGCAAGCUGCUUAUGGCCUCAGUGCCCCCAGCAUGACCUCGGCCGCCCUGCGGUGGAUGUACCACCACUCCCAGCUCCAGGGUGCCCGUGGGGAUGCGGUCAUCCUGGGAAUGUCCAGUCUGGAGCAGCUGCAGCAGAACUUGGCGGCUACUGUGGAAGGGCCCCUGGAGCCUGCCGUCGUGGACGCUUUUGACCAAGCCUGGCACCUUGUUGCCCAUGAAUGUCCCAACUAUUUUUUCUGGAUCUAGACCUGAAGUGGCAGAGGGACCUUCCCUUGGGUGACCUCUUUCAUUCUCGUACCGCAGCCAUUUUUGCCUUAAGUGCUUUAGCUUGUCCUUUCCUCAUCACCCUCGUUCACAAACUUUAUUUUUCCGUAUUCUUGCAAUGUUCCCUCACAAUGUGGAAAGGCUGGGGCUGAGCCCUACCUGGGCACUUCCUAUCUGAAUAAAGCAGGCACUGGCCUGGUUGUAGGCCAGGCCUGGAGCGAACCUGG
Molecule: messenger RNA, 1271 nt
Organism: Loxodonta africana (African savanna elephant)
Lineage: Eukaryota; Metazoa; Chordata; Mammalia; Proboscidea; Elephantidae
Product: aflatoxin B1 aldehyde reductase member 4
Exons: 7
Coding region: 1-1026 (341 amino acids)
Molecular function (GO): oxidoreductase activity
Source: RefSeq, a predicted model, not a curated record